UCAUAAAAGCCGUUUCAUAUGAAUGUUGGUGGAGGGACAGAAUGGCCGGCACUUCAUGUCUUGGGGUAUGGAGACUUGCAAGUGCUUGUUCUUCUCAAACAAGAGCCAUGUUGCGGUGUGCCAGACUGCCUGUUGUCACAGAGACAGCUGCGAUGUUGUGUCAGCACAGCUGCUGUCGUCCCCAGCUUAUAUUGUACAGAAAUGCAGGAUUCUUCAACCGAUUGACUGCGGAUGAAUUAUGGCAGGGGGUGCAAGGAGUCAGUAAUGCUGGCAAGAAACGAGGGCGUGGCAAGCUGCGGACAGGUGGUCGGCGGCGGAUAAACCUUAACAGGGGCCAGGUGAUUGGAGAAGGAAGCACAGCCAUGGUGUGGCCUGGGCUCAACACUCAGGUGAUUCAGGGCAGUCACCUUCUGCGUGUUCAGCAGCUGUCCGCUAACACACAGCGCAUGAAGAGGAUCCAGGAAGCUCGGGAUAAAGGGACCAAGCGCAAAUCUAUCAAAACGCCAGCUCUGAAACGGGGCUUUACUGGAGCCAAGUUUCCUGGGCAAAGUGUUGGAGCUCCUGACCCAGUUGGAGACUAUGAGUUUGAAGGUUUCGACGCAAAGAUACUUGAGUUUAAGUUGGUUGCCAACAUGACCGGAAAUCUGGGCAAGAAGUUCCGGUCAAGCGCAUUUGUAGUGACAGGCAACAAGAAUGGCCUUGCAGGUUAUGCUCUUGCGAAAUCGUCCAGCUUUGACGGUGCCUUCAGGAAAGCCAAGAACAUGGCAUCCCAGCGCUUGCAGUACGUCGACAGGUUCCAGGGACACACAGUGUACCACAACUUCUACUCCAAGGAGAAGGAGACUGCAGUGAUGGUCAGGAAAGCGGCCAAAGGCCAUGGUCUACGGUGUCAUCGAGUUCUCAAAACCAUCUGUGAAAUUAUAGGCAUCGAGGACAUUUAUGUGAAAGUAGAGGGGUCCACAGGCAAUGUGCAGAAUAUGACCAAGGCUUUCUUCAAGGGUCUUCAGAAGCAAGAGAGCCACCAAGAGCUGUCUGAACGUAUGAACCUUCACCUGGUGGAGCUGCGGCGUGAACGAGACUACUUCCCCAACGUCAUCGCAUCACCCACCUCGGAGGUCAGCACCAAGGGCGUCAAGGAGGAAGUGGUCAACUUUGAAAACCUAUACUUUCGUGGACGAGUGCCACUCUACAAAGCUAAGACCAAACCCUUCUGGCAGAAGCAUCCUCACUGGUACAUUAAGUGGGCUCAACUGCAUGUGGUGCGGAACCAACCUGCAGCUCAGCUAGAGAGAAGAGUUGUUGGAUUUGAACCUAGCACUGAGGAAAAAUCAUUGAGACAAUUACCCUUGAAAGGGACAAGAGAGUAAAAAUUAUGUUGCUGAGAACCUUCAAUGUGUCAAUGUUGGUUAUACUUGUGUGGUAUGAAAACUGUCUUGAAACUGUCCAUGUCAGUGCUUUGGAUGAUCAACAGUGAUAAAAUUAGUCCCUUUCAGGAUUUAUUUUCACUGUCUCACAGAGGGGUAGAGUCAUAAUUUUAGAAAUGGUGUGAUUUUAAUGCUGGGAUAUUCCUGGAACCAAGAUGUGAUGUGGAUGUCUGUGGUAUGCCAUUGCAACAGGAUGUUAUGCACAUGACAUUAAGAUAAUGGUCAAGGGAUGAGGGAAGAAUACGUGUCCAUUCUUUCUGUCUGAAAUUCAUCACUAAACAUGAAAUGAAUGAGCUACAAGAUAAUUUUAGCAUUAUUACAAUCUUGUGUUGAACUAUUCCAGCAUUGUUGAAUAUUUGUGGGACUUUGCUCCAGGAAGUGUUCUCUCCUCCGACCCAAGAUGUUUGUGUGACAGAAGUGUACAUGUGUACUCAUUAUGUGAGAAAGUAAAACAAAUUUGUUUCCCA
Molecule: messenger RNA, 1891 nt
Organism: Haliotis rufescens (red abalone)
Lineage: Eukaryota; Metazoa; Mollusca; Gastropoda; Lepetellida; Haliotidae
Product: 28S ribosomal protein S5, mitochondrial-like
Exons: 11
Coding region: 42-1367 (441 amino acids)
Biological process (GO): translation
Cellular component (GO): ribosome
Molecular function (GO): structural constituent of ribosome; RNA binding
Source: RefSeq, a predicted model, not a curated record